CCCCUAUAAAAGCUGAUCUCGGAGCUCGACUUGACACCAGUUGACAAUUACAAGUCGUUAGCCUAACUCCAACUCCAGUUAUCCCGCCAAAAAAACUCCACCAACACAAUGUUCAAAGUUCUGUUCGUGCUCGCCGCCUUCGCCGCCGCCCAGGCGAACGCGCAUCCCGGAGUGGUGGCCGUGGCUCCCGUGGUGGCCCACCCGGUCGUGCACACGCCCAUCAUCCAUCACGGCGCCCACUCGGUGCACUCCCACGUUGUUCAUCACCCGGCAGCCGUCAAGGUCAUCACCCCCAUCGUCCACAAGCCCGUGGUGGCGGUGCACCACGUCAGGCCGGUGGUCCCCUUGGUCCCCGUGCACCACGCAGCCCCCGCUUUGGUUGUGCAUCAUUAGGUGCAGUGAUGAAUACGGCGCCCCGAUCCCAAUCCCAAUCCCGAUACCGAUCCCUUUCCCCUUUUUCCUUUACCGCUCCCUAUCCCCACUGGACCACCAAAUCCCGCCCUGACCCACAACCGAUCCCACAAUAAAAGUUCAUAGCCACGUAA
Drosophila gunungcola (fruit fly) is the source of this 545-nucleotide messenger RNA. RefSeq lists its product as uncharacterized. Bases 109 to 393 code for a protein of 94 amino acids. Lineage: Eukaryota; Metazoa; Arthropoda; Insecta; Diptera; Drosophilidae. The transcript is spliced from 3 exons. The record is from RefSeq and is a predicted model, not a curated record.